Molecule: messenger RNA, 504 nt
Organism: Naegleria gruberi
Lineage: Eukaryota; Heterolobosea; Eutetramitea; Acrasida; Naegleriidae
Exons: 1
Coding region: 1-504 (167 amino acids)
Biological process (GO): dolichol-linked oligosaccharide biosynthetic process
Molecular function (GO): hexosyltransferase activity
Source: RefSeq, a predicted model, not a curated record
AUGAAAAUAUUUGUCACUGUCGGAACAACACAAUUCGAGGAUUUAAUUCAAUUAAUUUGUAAGCCAUCUGUGUUGCAGGUAUUUUACAAUCAAGGCUACACUCACAUUACAAUUCAGAUCGGUACUGGCUCUUUCGAACCACCAUCACAAUGUCCAAUCAAGGGAAUGACUUGGGAGUGUUAUAGGAAAAAACCAUCAAUUAAGGAGGAUAUUAUUUCUGCUGAUUUAAUGAUUACACAUGCAGGUGCAGGAAGUAUUUUCGAAACACUUAAACUUGGAAAAAAGUUAAUUGCUGUUCCGAAUGAGAGUUUAAUGGGUAAUCAUCAAUUAGAAUUGGCCAAGGCUUUGGAAGGAACUGGUAAUUUAAUUUCUGCUCGUAUUUGUAAUUUUGAACAAGUAAUUUCAGAUCCAUCUAUCUUUCAGAAAAUUUUAACUUUAAAACCAAUGAAUUUAUCAAAUACUCAAGCCUUUCCAAAUAUUGUGGAGGAAACUUUAUUAAUCUAA